GUUAGUGUCGGUGUCGGUGCAGGUAACCUGUUCACCAUGAGCCACCUGCACCGUGCGCGCUGCCUCUCCAUCGCCCUGCUGCUGUUUCUGCUCCCAGCUCACGGUCCGGAGCUCGCGGUGGCGGCGGAAUACUCCUCCAAAACCGACUUGGACUACGAGUUUGGGGACUACCGGGGAAAGUGGUGCAUCGACGACCACGGGUUUGUUUACGGAAUCGGAGAGGUUUAUUACCCGAGCCCCACAGCGUGUCCGUGCACGUGCACCGUGGACGGUCCCGUGUGCGUCCGACCCAAGUGUCCACGCAUCCACCCCCGGUGCACGCGGAUCAGAUACAGGGCAUGUUGUCCGGUGUGCGAGGCUGUGGCCAGGGUCUGUGUCUACGGGGGCAAAACGUACCGGCUCCUGGAGGAGUUCAGGCUGUCAAGGUGUGAGCGAUGUCGCUGCGAGGCCAAUAGAGAGGUGUACUGCAGCAUUUCGGACUGCCCUGCCCCUCACUGUGUCAACCCCACCUAUGAACCCAACCACUGCUGCCCCAUCUGUAAGACUGAUCUCUACAGAAAUACAUUCCAUUACAUCAUCAGUUGUGGUUGGCAUGUUCUCUACCACCUUAUGGAAGGCCGUCACCUGAUGCUCAAGGGACUCCAAGUCAGACUCGGUCCAAACUGCUUUGCUGGGAACAGGGUGAUUCCAGCGGGGGAGCGUGUCAACAUUGACGAGCAGACAGUAUGCUACUGCACCUACCGGGAUGGGACGUGGCACACCCAUCCCCAGGCCACCUGUGAACGGCGCCCCCAGCCCAGCCCAACACCCAGCACCCACACCAAGCCCCCUGAUGACAAGGAUUUUAGCGGGAAAGCAGGGAGGCCGUUUAUUCCCAGACUAGAUGUGAUACCAUGAAGUGGAGUGUAAAAUAACAAUUUCAUAGAGACAAAGCCAGUCAGCUGGUACAAAUAAACUACUAACUAAAAGUUGUAUGUAUUAGUAUCAGAAUAUCUAAAUUUAUAUAUAUAAUUGCCUGAAAAAAUGUGGGAUAAUCUGUAGGGUUGUUGGUAUUGGAGGUGAAAUUAGCAACAUCCUAAGAAAAAAAAGACUUUCUAUUUUUUCCAUUUUCAUAUUCGCACAUUUUCCAUUUUAAUUCACUUAUUCAAUUGUCCCAUAUUUAAAUACAGUGGCAGAUUUACCAUUAGUAUUCUGAAUCAUUUUUAAAUAAUUGCUCUUUGAUUUCAGUAGAUAAAAGUACGCUUCUCAUUUCCAUCAAUUUUGCCACCAUAGACCUUUUUUAAGGCAGACAUUUUGACAUGUCAUCACUGGUGUAAUUUUAAAGUGAAAUUUUGUUCAUAGCUUUAGUUAGUAUUGUUGAGUCGACUUGAUUGAUGUCUAAUUGCGGGGCUAAUAUGAAAGUCUUUCUGACAUUAGUUUCACUACCGAUAUAGUUCCAAUGGCUCCUUGUUUAAGUAUGCUGAUGACAUGGCCAUAGUUGGUGUUUUACAGAAAACACAUUCAAUCAAUCAAUUUCAAUCAAUCAAUUUUAUUUAUAAAGCCCAAUAUCACAAAUCACAAUUUGCCUCAGAGGGCUUUACAGCAUAUAACAUCCCUCUAUCCUUUGGACCCUCGCAGCGGAUAAGGAAAAACUCCCCAAAAAACCCAUCAGGUGAAGCUGCCUAUCUGGCCCACAUUAAGGCCCUUCAAGCAUGGUGUUGCACAAGUGAGGUAGAAAUUAACGUGGCCAAGAUUAAAGUAUUAAUUAUUUGCAUAAAUCAAGAUCUGAACACAGAGGCAGUUUGUCUUGAUGGCCAACAUGUUGAAACUGUAGAAAACUUUAAAUACCUUGGUACACUUCAGGUGAGCUUCUCUGGAAAUACUGAGUGUAGUUUCAAGAAAUGCUCACAGCAAUUUCUAAGGAAACUUAGUGGCCUCAGUGUUAGACAGCAGAUUUGAGAACUAGUGUACAAAACUAAGGUUGAGUGUUUCAACUUUUUACCUUUCUGCCUAGUAUGGUCACCAGAACUGCACAUCUAAGAAUAAACUCUUUAGGGUUGUGUCAAUGGCAGGCAAAAUAGCUGCCGAGCCACAAAAGCCCUUGACCCAAUUCUUUGCAAAAAAAAAAAAAGAGGAUUAGGUAGUAGUAUCUUAGCAGUUAGCUCUCAUCCUCUCUUCAGCCAGUUUAAGCUUGUGAGCUCCAGGAGUCGCUAUAGAGUCCCUCCGGCAACUAAAAAUGUAGUCAAGAUGUCCUUUAUCUCAAAUGGCAUCAACAUUCUUCAUUCAACAAGUGACUGAUGAAUUUUAAACCACAGACAGACACUGACAUGAACUCAUUUAAUGUGUAAAGUAAUGUCCUUGUCUAUAUGUCUGUUUUACUUAUUGCUUGCCUUUUUUUUUCUUAAGUUUCUCUCCUGAGUCUGGUGGGCCAAGGACAGAAUUUCCACCUUGACGUAUGAUGAAGAUGUAUUCUAUUCUAUUAUAUGAAAAGAAAAAAAAAAAGUUUCAAGCAAAUUAAGUUACCGUUAAGUUUGCCCCAGUUUGCAGUUGGACAUUGACACACCCACAAAACCUAUAACAAGAGCUCUUGUGCUGCAUGUAAAUUAUUAAAUACUUCUCAGUCUAUUAUGGACAUAUUUACAGCCAGCAGAUGUGUCAAAAUGUGACUUUUCACAGGCUGUGUCAAAUUAUGGACAUAGCUUCCAUGAUGUCACAUACUUGUUUGUGGACUCCUGUUUGAAGCAUUGAUUUUAGCAUCUUGGCCAUCACCAUCUUUAGCUGGAAUCAACCAUAUUUGGAUGAGGAAGUGGAGGUGUGGAGGAGUGAGGAGUGAAUCUGACUGAGAACUGCUGGGAACAAGAGGUGAGGCCCCACAGACAGCCUUUCACUCAAAGCUACCACACCCUUAAUUAUGCCUAACUGUAA
This is a messenger RNA of Epinephelus moara (kelp grouper), 2904 nucleotides long. Its product is annotated as von Willebrand factor C domain-containing protein 2-like. Lineage: Eukaryota; Metazoa; Chordata; Actinopteri; Perciformes; Serranidae. The coding region runs from base 37 to 897 and encodes 286 amino acids. Gene Ontology annotation, biological process: negative regulation of BMP signaling pathway. Gene Ontology annotation, cellular component: AMPA glutamate receptor complex. Gene Ontology annotation, molecular function: protein binding. The record is from RefSeq and is a predicted model, not a curated record. The transcript has 5 exons.